GGAGCCGCGAUAGAAACACGCGGCUCGAACAAAAUGUCUCCAUUCUUAGCUGCCAUCCUUUUGCAUGGCCUGUGCGUGGCCAGCGCCAUUGACGACUUCACAACCGUCUACGAGUGGGAAAAAUUCGAUUACCUCUGGCCAUCAGGAGCGGACAGUUCCAUUGCAGAGAUUAAACAAAAUUUCAAUCCAUUGGAGGCUGAUCUUCGUUACAUGGCUGUUUUUGGAGAGAGGCUGUUCCUAAGCAUUAUUGUGCAUUCCGGAACUCCCGCCUCGCUCGUUUGGCUGCCAAAGAGCGGCACUUCGACUGCGACUGCACCUCCAAAGCUUGCUCCUUUUCCAUCCUGGGAUUUACAUAAAAAAGAUAACUGCAACACUAUUCAGAACGCCAGAGGUUUGGAACCGGACACUGAAGGUCGGUUGUGGGUGGUUGAUGACGGAAAUAGCAAUUGUCAGGCAAAACUCUGGAUAUUCGACCUGCUCAACAACGACGCAACCGACCGCAUUCACCAGUUCCCGAACACAUUCGUUCAUCAUGAAUAUGGUUUAAGGAAGCUCGUUGAUAUAGCGGUUGACAAAACGCCAGACGAUUCCCUUGCGUACAUCACGGACUCUUAUUGUGAGCACAUCAUAGUUUACAGCCGAAAAAUGGACAAAUCCUGGACAGUUAACACACCAGGCACGCGUUGGUAUUCGUUGGCCCUCUCUCCUAUCAGGGAAGCGAGACAGUUGUACCUUGGAAGUGCUAGUGCCAAUGAACUCUACUCAAUUUCUGUGUCUGAGCUGAAGAAUGAAGGUGGAAACGCUACUGUCAAAUUAAUCGGCAAAUGGAGAGAAGAACUCUACAGAAUGGUGAUCGACACUUCCAAUGUCUUGUAUGCUGCCAUGCUCAAGCAGAAUUACCUCUCUAAAUGGAAUAUUUCGGAGCCCUUUCGUAAGCGGCGAUUUCAUGAGGUCGAAGGACUGAAUAAAUAUCUUCCAUUUACUUUGGCUUUGGACACGACCAACACUUUAUGGGUGACGGAGAGAAAUCAAUCUGGGGGUGGGAAUAGGUAUAAACUACUCAAGGCCUCAGUCGACACAAGCACGUCCACAGGCUCGACUACUCCUCAAGUUAACGUGAAUGAAGAGACUUCUGAAGUCGUGAAAAGCGCGCAAACCCCAACAAGCGGUGCAUAUGCUGGUCUUGUAGGAGAUCACCCCAAAAGUCAGUCUUCAAACACAAUUAUUCCGAUUUUGUUGCUCGUUAGUUUCUUGGUUUUGAGCGGCACUGUCAUUUUGUGGCUGACCCUGAGGAUGAGAAGAAUGCGAACCACUUUCAGGCAGAUUCAGAUGGAAAAUAAUGGGGAAUUGUACGUUUUCCCUGAACGCAAUUAGUCUUCUACCAAGACAAAUAUAUAAAAUAUUUUGUGUUGCAUUUUAAUAAAUAAAGAAUCAAAUAAUUAUAAAAAGGUGGCCAUAAAGCAACGGUUCUAUAUUAAUAAAAGCUUGAAAUAAUUUCUUGAA
Cloeon dipterum is the source of this 1503-nucleotide messenger RNA. Its product is annotated as protein yellow-like. The transcript has 5 exons. Bases 34 to 1374 code for a protein of 446 amino acids. The record is from RefSeq and is a predicted model, not a curated record. Lineage: Eukaryota; Metazoa; Arthropoda; Insecta; Ephemeroptera; Baetidae.